Messenger RNA from Colletotrichum graminicola M1.001, 444 nucleotides. RefSeq lists its product as uncharacterized. Gene Ontology annotation, biological process: DNA repair. The record is from RefSeq and is a predicted model, not a curated record. Lineage: Eukaryota; Fungi; Ascomycota; Sordariomycetes; Glomerellales; Glomerellaceae. The transcript has a single exon. Gene Ontology annotation, molecular function: methylated-DNA-[protein]-cysteine S-methyltransferase activity. The coding region runs from base 1 to 444 and encodes 147 amino acids.
AUGUCUACAACAGCGCUUGCGAAGGCGUCGUCUGUGACUAUCGUACGAGACAUCGCAUCCAUCUCCGUACCCGAAGGCGACGAUAUGCAGACACAGCUCGACCGUAUCGCCCGGUCAAAUCGCACUGAAUACGAGAAGCGAGUCUGGACUGCCCUGUGCCAAGUACCCAAAGGCCAAGUCACGACAUACGGCAUCCUAGCAGCUCAUCUCAAGUCCUCACCGCGCGCCGUCGGCAACGCUUUGCGUCGCAAUCCUUUUGCGCCACAAGUACCGUGCCACAGAGUCGUUGCCACUGGCGGGGCUUUGGGGGGCUUCAAGGGCAAGUGGCCCAAAGACGGAGAGGGCAUUACUGUUGAUGAGAAGAGGAUGCUUCUGAGGAAAGAGGGCGUCAAGAUUGAUUCGAGCGGUCGGGUCUUGGGGUCGCCCUUCGUGGCCUAUGCCUGA